CAGCCCGUAAGGACCCCGGAGACCAAUUCCUCCUCCUCUCUCUCUCCGGCGGCCCAUAAGGAGCCCGGAGUCCUCCUACUUGCCACGAAGCCGCUCGCUGGUCCACUCUGCGCAACAGAGAAGUACCAGGAGCGGCCCGCGACACUUCCGCCGCGUCAGUCUCACCCGCGAUCGACAAGCAAUCCGGAAAAACAUCGGAUUGCUGGUCGACCCCGUUGCCCAGGGUGCACCACGUGGAGAUGGCGCCAUUAGCGAAGGAAAACAUUUUAGUGAAUGAACCACAACACUACGGUUAUAAGAAGAAUUUUCGCACUGCUCUUCCACAGUUAAUUGCAGUUGGUGUGAAAAAUCUUCUACUUCUAGGGUAUGGAAUGACACUUGGCUUUCCGACUAUUCUCAUUCCUGCUGUAAAAAAUCCGAUCGAGGGAGAAAAUCUACAUUUAGAAAAUUCGGAAAUAUCAUGGAUAAGUUCAAUCAAUUUAAUUGUAGUUCCGGUGGGCUGCGCGUUGUCCGGCAUUGUGACAUCACCGUUAGGCCGUCGCCGCGCAAUGCAGAUGGUGAACAUACCAUUUUUCAUUGCCUGGUUGAUAUUCCACUUUUCAACCAACACCGGUCAUCUCUAUGGCGCCCUUUUUCUAACUGGACUAGCGGGUGGGCUUCUUGAAGCACCAGUGCUUACGUAUGUAGCUGAAAUCACACAGCCGCAUCUUCGAGGUGCGCUGACUGCUACAAGCUCCUUAUGCAUCACUAUUGGAGUCUUUACACAGUUCCUAUUUGGCCUGCUCUUCUAUUGGCGAACGGUGGCACUGAUUAACAUUAUAUUUACGGUCUUAGCAGUUAUCGCACUGUGUUUUAUACCAGAAUCUCCUCACUGGCUUGUAUCUAGAAAAAGACACAAUGAAGCAAUUCAGAGCUUACAGUGGCUUAGAGGUUGGACCAGUCCGCAAGCUGUCGAAAAUGAAUUGAAGGACAUACAGGCCUUAUACAAAACAAAAGAAGCGGGAAUCGAGGAACAAGAGGAAACAUUUAAAGAAAAAAUAGUGUUGUAUCUCGAUAAAACAUUUUUGAUACCAUAUUUCCUUGUCUCGUUUAGCUUUUUCGUGGGACAUUUUAGUGGAAUGACAACCUUGCAGACAUACGCAGUGACGAUAUUUCAGAUGCUAGAGGCGCCAAUCGACAAAUAUUACGCUACUCUCAUCCUAGGCAUCCUACAAAUCCUAGGUUCUGUUACCUGUGUGUUGCUGGUUCAUUAUACGGGAAAGAGACCACUUACAUUUUUUUCUACAGCAGCCGCUGGAAUAUGUUGCCUUCUCGUUGCUGGGUACGACGGUUAUAUUAAAAGUAACUUGUUAUUUAAUAUUACCAUGACUUACGAUGACUAUAACAGUACCAAGUUAAUUGAUGUCGUUGAUGACAAUUUGAAUAAUCCAUAUUCUUGGAUUCCCACUAUGUUACUCAUGAUAGUAGCUUUCGUUACUUCUGCUGGAAUUCGACUCCUUCCUUGGAUUUUAAUUGGAGAGGUAUUUAGUGCAAAAACAAGAUCAGGAGGUGCGGGCUUGGCCAGUGCUAUCGGAUACAUUUUCGGUUUUUUAACUAACAAGAUAUACAUCAGUAUGGUGGAAAGGCUCUCAAUUUGGGGGACAUAUAGCUUUUACGGAAUUAUUUGUUUGAUGGGUUGCUUCGUAUUCUACUUCAUAUUGCCAGAGACUGAAGGAAAAACUCUAAUAGAAAUCGAAAAUCAUUUUAGCGGUGUCAAGAAAUUGACGAAUGAAGUGUACAAGUCUAAGAAAAAACAAACUGUAGAAGCAUCAAAGAUGCGAGACUUGAAAGGAACGUCCAAUCCAACAUUCGAAGGCGACAAUACGAUCUAGUAAUCAAAAUAAUUAAUAAAUAUAUUCAAUUUUAAGCCACUUAGUUAAGAUUAUUUUAUCGUUGACUUUACUGCUCUGAAGUUAAGCGUUUUCCUAAAAGUUGCACAAAUAUUCAGUAACAUCCUCUUUCUAUCUUAUUCAUUAGUCUGAGUUGUUCCUUAAAAAAAAAUUUGGAAGUAUUAUUAUUUUCGAAAUAGAUGUUUUCAAAUUGAUAGUCAUAAAACUGUAAAAUUGUAGGAAUUUAAUAUUCCUAAAAUAUUAAAAAAAUUGACAGAAGAUCAUAAUUAUAACUAAAUGAUAAAAAAUGCACAAAAGAACAUUUUCACAACUUGGUACAGUGUCGGCUACUCGCUGCAACUUCAGAGUGGCUUAAUUUUAAGUAUUGCUUGUAGACAUUGUAUUUAUAUUGUUUUAGUAUUUUGCUAUAUUGUAUAUAAUCAUAUAAGACCAGAAUUUAUUAGUGAAAAAUAUCAACUAAAUUGAUGAACUGAAUUCAGAUUUCAAAUUUUGAUAUUAUUAUGACUACUAAAAAAUUUAUAUAAAUUGAAAAUAUUUAUUAUUAAUUUUAACCAAAAAAUUCAUAUAAUUACAACAAACAAAUUUUGAAAAUUUGUGAAUGCUUAAUAUCAAUUUAAAUACAUAGCUUAAAUGGUCUAUUUAUUUUUUUAAAAUAAUUGCAACUUGUAAUAUGCAUUGUGUAUGUGGUAGAACACACAUUAAAAGAUAUCGUGCUGGUAAGGGCUUUUUUACCAUUUACUUAGCAAUUAUAUUUUUGAUUACUUGAUGACGAUACCACAAUAUGUAUGUAUAAUGAAAAUGAAAGGAAUGCAGUAAUACAUAUAUUUAUAUAUUAUAUUAAAAUAUGUAUAAAAAUGUUAUUAUAAUCAGAUGGAUAUAAUACCAUCUCAUAAUGUAACGAUUAAAGGUACAUGUGAUACUUGAUAUAUAAAUAUAUAUAUAUAUAUAUAUAUCAAUCAUUUGUCAAUAAAAAUUGUUAAGAAAUGAUGAUGCUUUUAUGAGCAGUAAGUAUAGUAAGCAGCUUUAAAAUGUAUGUAAUGUGAUGUGUUUCCACCUGUCAAUGUUCGUUGUCUAUACAACUCUUUCAAUUCUUCAUAAACUCACCAACAGCUACUCAACAUUGUGUUAACAACUUACCAAUUAUUAUUUUAACAACUUAAAUGUCAAUACAGAAAGUUUCGUGAAUAUACAUGGUGUCAAAACAAUAGUUGGUAAUUUUACAUUGAUGGUGAUGCAGCUUUAGGCUACUCUUAGGAAUUUUAUAAACCCUUACUCAGUUCAUAAAAUAUUAGCCAAACAAUUUCGAAGUUCAAUUAAAUCUAUUCUCAAGAUAGAAAGCAUUGAGUGUAUUAAACAAAAGCCUAAGUAUUUGUGAUAUAAAAAUAUCAAAGCCGCACAAAUCUCAAAUUUUUCACAAAUAUUUAGUGUUAAAUGAAAUUAGUAAUUAAUUAAAAUUAUACAGGAAAAUCUAUAUUAUUUUAAAAAUAACAGUAAUAUGAUUAAAAAUAGAAUCAGAUUAUAUGUAAAUAUAUUUUAUGAAAUGUAAUUAUUUAUGAUAUAUAAAUUUGAUUGAUGCAUCAUUUAU
Molecule: messenger RNA, 3474 nt
Organism: Nymphalis io (European peacock)
Lineage: Eukaryota; Metazoa; Arthropoda; Insecta; Lepidoptera; Nymphalidae
Product: facilitated trehalose transporter Tret1-like
Exons: 14
Coding region: 240-1871 (543 amino acids)
Biological process (GO): transmembrane transport
Cellular component (GO): membrane
Molecular function (GO): transmembrane transporter activity
Source: RefSeq, a predicted model, not a curated record